AUGGCAAACAACACCAAGACCCCCUCCGGCCUGCACAUCCUAAUAGUAGGCGCCGGCUUCGCCGGCCUCUCCGCCGCCAUCGAAUGCAAUCGCAAGGGCCACCGCGUGACACUCUUCGAGAAAGUCUCCUCCAUCGACGAAAUCACUCGCUACGGGGAUAUCAUCUCCUUCGACCCCAACGGGUCGCGCGCCUUUGAGAAAUGGGUUUUUCCCGAUGGCGAGUCCGUCGCGCAGAAGAUGGAAGCCAUUUCCCGACAGACUACCUGGUUGGACCUGUUUCAUUACCAGGGGGAGUUUGUUACGAGACAGAGUUUUGUGGAGGAGGACGGGUGGGGGAGGAGGAUUAAUGGACAUCGGGGGGAGUUGCAUCGGUUGAUUUAUGAGUUUGUGAAGACCAGGAAGGGGGUGGAGAUGAGAUGGGGGGUGAGGGUUACGGAUUAUUUUGAGAGUGAUGGGGAUGAGGCAAAGGGAGAAGGGCCGCAUGCGGGGGUGGUGAUUAUGGGACCGGAUGGGAAGACGGAGAAGGUCAAGGCUGACGCCGUACUAGCUGCUGAGGGCGUCCGUUCAAGGGGGAGGAAGUUGGUACUUGGGCUAGAGGAAGACGAACAGCCCAAAAGCUCGGGGUACGCGGUGUACAGAGCUUGGUUCCCCUCUGCUCCCGUUAUCGCAAAGAACCCUGUCACCAAGCACCUGGUAGAAAAGGGAGAUCAGCAUGAAGGGUUCAUCGGUCCCGAUAUUCACUUCCUCGUUUCCUCGAUCAAGGGCGGCAGCGAGAUCAACUGGGUGUUCACCCACAUCGAUGACGGCAACAUCGAAGAAUCGUGGCAGUUCCCGGGAAAGCCCGAAGAGGCUCUGACUUACCUCGAGGGAUGGUGUCCUGUGGUUAGGGAACUGGUGAAGGCUACGCCGCCGGGGAGGCUGAUCGACCACAAAUUGGUCUAUCGCGAGCCGUUGCCGACCUUCGUCAGUCCCAAAGGAAGGACAGCGCUUAUAGGCGACGCGGCGCAUCCUUUUUUGCCUACUUCCAUUCAGGGCGCUAGCCAGAGCAUUGAAGACGGUACGGUAGUCGCUGCGUGCCUGGAACUUUCCUGCCGGAGCAGUGGAAAGGGGGAGAUGGCAAAGGAGAAUGUAGCCCCCACAGCCCUCAAAGCUUACGAGAAGCUGAGGUACGAAAGGGUGCACAGAGCCCAAGCCAUGGGCCCAAAGACGAGGGAACAAUGGCAUAAGGCCAACUGGGACGGACCGGACGGAGUGUGGAAUAAUCCGGAGAGGAUUUGGUUAAUGAGGGAGGAGUGGUUGUUGGGGUUUGAUGCUGAGGGGGAUGCGUAUGGGCGGUGGCCUAGUAUCGUCAAGGAAUUGCAGGAUGAGGAGAAGGAGGAAAAGGGGAGGAAUGUGGUGGAGUUGGAUGGGAAGAGCGGGAAGGUAAAGUUGUGA
This is a messenger RNA of Neurospora tetraspora, 1434 nucleotides long. RefSeq lists its product as uncharacterized. Gene Ontology annotation, molecular function: monooxygenase activity. The record is from RefSeq and is a predicted model, not a curated record. Bases 1 to 1434 code for a protein of 477 amino acids. NCBI's taxonomy places the organism in Eukaryota, Fungi, Ascomycota, Sordariomycetes, Sordariales, Sordariaceae. The transcript has a single exon.